Toxoplasma gondii ME49 is the source of this 6087-nucleotide messenger RNA. Its product is annotated as Sodium:neurotransmitter symporter family protein. The coding region runs from base 1546 to 4638 and encodes 1030 amino acids. Gene Ontology annotation, cellular component: membrane. The record is from RefSeq and is a predicted model, not a curated record. Gene Ontology annotation, biological process: sodium ion transmembrane transport. NCBI's taxonomy places the organism in Eukaryota, Apicomplexa, Conoidasida, Eucoccidiorida, Sarcocystidae. The transcript is spliced from 17 exons.
CGGGAUGUCGUUCACUGUUGCUGCUUCUCGUCUCCCGUUCAUCUUCGGUCUUUUCCACCCCCUUUUUGGCACGCGUUCUCCAGUCGCUAUCCCACCUGUUCCCCCUUUCUUCUCAAGCACCCUAUCGUUUGGCAUACCCGUCCACUCUGCAGCUUGUCCGUGCGCGCUCGCGGUAGAUUCACGUGGAGCGGUGCCGGUCGCCAGUUUGUCUUUUUUCACCCAUCCUUUUGUUCACAGCUGUUGUCCGACUUGUCACUCUUAUCAGCCAAUUUCCUCGUCCGGUUCCGAUAGUUGACGUAUCCGUCAACCCUACUCUGCCUCUCUCGGCCAGUAACUCGGCGGCAAAACGCAAGGCUCGUCGCCGUCACCUUGCCAGCCUGGGUUCGCCGGAUUUUUGUCUCCUGUUUGUAUUUUUACUUUCGUCUCUUGGAAGUAUCGCUGUGUGCCGUAACACUUCACGCUUUGCGACGCGCACCGCUGGUUGAUCAGAUUCUUCCCUCUUCCGCCGGUGAAGGUUCUGUCCGGGACCGGCCGAUAUAGAUGGACUGCGUGGCAAAUCUUUCGUUCCACUGCGGUGUAUGUACACGUCCUUCGUUACCCCAGGUGCACGCACAUCUCGGCAGCUGUGUUGUAGGCGUUUUGUCUGCGUUUGCUAGGUGUAAGAAGCUGCUUUGCCCCUUCCGCCCUUCCAAGCAGCUUCGUCGCAGUUUAUUGCCAAGUGUGCUUUCGUUGUCCCGCGGAUGUGUGUGUAAAAACUCACCCGUCUAAUUCUUCGGUUGCUCCCAUUUGGCGUAGGAGAGGCUCGGUGUCCAGCAGCGGCUUUUUGACGCGCCGGAGUGGACUUUCCUCCGCUACCAUGUCCAUUAUCAACGCAGGCGUCUUACACGUGUGUGCAGACAAGCGAAUUCUGCGUUACAUUCACCGGGUCUCCAGGUUUUUUCCACACGCUUUCUGCACCCGUCCAUUCUGCCCAGUCUUUGCGGUUAAAGGGAAGGCCGACUUUCGGCACUAGAUCGAGGCGGCAGUCGUCACAAGACGACCACCUUUUCCCGUUCUUUGGCAUCUGGUUUUGGCCCCGUUGUUCCUUCCGCUUGUGCCUCUGGCGGAUGAAAUCCGUCUUGCGGUUCGGUGCCUUUCGCCGAUCUUGCAGCGGUCCGGGGGAUGUGUUCGUUUUCGCUGUGUCUCCUCCACGAGAGGAAACGGAGUCACGAGCCUCGUCCCUCAGUGCUGGACCCGCGGAGAGAAGUUUCGGUGUCCCUUUCGCGAAACUGAUCUGUGAUGCGGGCCAUACGCCUUCUGUCGACUGCCGUUGUUGGGUGGAUCUCCCCCGAUCAUUUUUGCGUAAAACAGGCUUCCUUCUGUCGUGAUACAAUCUCAUGUGAACUUGACACAAAGAGAAACGGCUUGUUUUUUUUUGCCUGUUCAUUUCCGCGUCUCUACUCUGACUGCAUCGCUCGUCUUUGUCCAUCCAUCUGCUCUCACACUUCUAGCGCCACUUUGACUCUUUUCUAGAACGGCGCCUCCCCCCCCCCCCCCGCAAGCAAAAUGAUGAAGCGAUUGUACACGACCAGGUUUCGGCAGAAAUCCGACAGAGGGGAAGGCGACGGAGUGGGGCAGCUCGAGCGAGUCGAAUCCCUACUUGUAAAACACGAGCAAAGCCGAGAUGGAGCAGAGGCGGACGACCGGUUGCUCGGGGAGGGCUCUUCUCCCAUCUUCAACUUUGACUACUACCAAGACGCAAGACGGCAGGUGUACAACGAGUCUCUUCUGUUCAGAAACACGGCCUUCUAUGCAACCAAAGUCCACCUGGAACAGCGUUUCGACGAGCACCACUUGUUGCGAAUGCACCUGGAGGCUCUGGAGCGUUCAGAGCGUAACGGACCCGUGUUGAUGCCAGACGAGUUUCUCUUUCUGGAGUCGGGAGAGAGUCCUGGGUUCGUCGCGGCGGCGGGGAGCGCGCACGGCCCCGUCUCCCAGCUGUUGGGCUCCACAGUCUCGCCGGGUCCGCUGGGGUCUGGGCUCCAGCGGACGUGGUCUGACGGCGGCGGGCAGGCCUUCCCGGCGCAUGCCAGCGGAAUGGGAGGCUCUCUGGGGAGUGGGGGGACCGUCGCAGGGUCCCUCCAGCCGGGGGCGUUUCCGGGGAGCGCGCCGGCGUCCCGAGUGGCGUCGCUCGGGACAGCAGGCGCUGUCGCAGAUCGAGCCAAUGAAAAGGCGGGGGUCGGUGGGCUGCCGGGAGCGGAGACAGCGCAGAUCUGCUACGUGGGCGGCGAGCCGCAUGCGCUGGACUGGCGUGCGUGGGUUCAGCGCCAGAGACAGCGCGGCUGGUUCACGAACGAGGCUCUGUUCUACAUGACUGUUCUGGGCGGGAUCGUUGGCGGACAGAACUUCACGCUCUUCUGGGGCCAACUGCAAAUCUGGAAAAGCAGCAUGUUCUUCCUCCCUUUCGCCGUCUUCAUUUUCCUCGUCGGUCUACCCACCAUCCAGAUGGAGAUUCUGAUGGGAAAUCUGUUCCGAGGCGCGUCCAUCAAACAGUUUUCUCAGAUCAGCCACAAGUUUGUGGGCGCCGGUAUUCUUUGUUUCUUCAGUUGCCUCCUUCGUGUUGUUCUCAUCGCCAAUCGCAGUGCCCAGUUGCUGGUGUACUUUGUUGCGAGUGUAAAGACGCCUCAUCCGUGGGAACUGACUGCGCAAGAUCUGCAUGACUGUCUGAUCUUGAGUGGUCACAAGUUUCAGUGUGAGGCAACCAUGCACGGCGCCCUUUGUCACUACAUCGACGACGAAGAUGUGUGUAUGGCGUCUCCUACUGGAAAGGCAACUUACUACUACCUCAAGGAGCUGCAACCAUCGGCAGUCGAUCCAAGUAUCAAUCCAGAUAAACUUCAAGGAAAAUAUAUCGCCACGGUGGCCGUCGUCUGGCUGUACAUCCUUGCCUAUAUCUGGCGAGGCCUCUUCAAACUUGGCUUCUUGUCAGCGAUCUUGAUGUUCGUGGCGGGCGUCCUCUGCGUGACGCUCAUGAUGGUUUGCUUCUUGGGCGACUCGGACUCGGGGAGAGACAUCGGGGCGGUGUUCUGGUCGACCUUUGACAUCGGGCAACUUUUUUCCUCGUUCAAGAUGUCCCAUCUCACGAGUGCGGUCAUCCAGUGCAUCUUCGAUGACCUCUCUCUCGGCUACGGAAUCUUCGGCACCGUCGGGAGUUUCACCAAAAUUGGCUACAACGCUGUGCCGAGCGUCGCCUACGCGACCUUCGUCAACUGCACCAUGUCUCUGGUUGCCUUCGCUGCUCUUCUCGCGGCUAUCGGCAGCAUCAAGGCUGAAACGGGCGUUUCUGUCAAUCACUUGGUUUCUAAGACUCGAGGAGCAACGGCGUAUUUCGUCAUUUUCCCGGCGGCCUUCACACGUGUCUCUGUACCGAACGUUUUUGCCAUGUUUCUCUUCGGCGGCAUUUUCGUCCUCAACACCCAAGUCGCCGCUGUCUCAAUCAACAGCAUGAUUAACAUGGUGGCGGAAGCGCGCGUCUGCCCCAAGAGGCACAGGAAGCUGGUCUCCAUAGUUCUCGUCAUCAUCUGUUUUCUUUUCUCAAUCCCCUUCUGCGGCUCAAACCAACAAGUGCGCGUCGACUACUUCAGGUACUUGAUGGUGACGUUUCUGAAUCCCGUGGUGAUUUUGUUGGAGGCCAUUGCUCUUGGAUGGUUUCACAAUUAUCGCCUACAGAUUCGCAUUGCCGGAAAAAAAGCGUAUCUUUGGCACCUGUCAGCGUCUUGGAUUUUCACAGUGGUGUACAUCGCCUUGAUGGUGAUUUUAGCUGGGUCGUGGUCGUCAUCCAUUCUCGUCAUUCCGGUCGUCAACUCGGCUUUGGCGGCGUUGUUCGCCUUCAUCUUCAAGGAACCGCAAGCGGCGCCCGACUUUGCUACUCGCUUUUGGGCGCUUUGGCUGGGGAACAUCGAGACGUUCCGACGGGACGUUUGUCGUGUGACCCUCUUCCCUCCGCGUUCAAUCCGGCCGGCGGACGUUUUUUUGAGUUUUUUGAAGCGACUCUUCUGCUGCUGCUGUAGCACGGGUCCCUUCUUUCUCUGUCGACCCUCCAUGUACUGGUCGUUCUGCAUCAGAUACGUGGUUCCAGGCGCUGCGUUCCUGCCCGUCCUUCAAGGUCUGACAGAGUUCGACAUGCGCUGGAGCAGCAUGGCGCCUUCUGCGAACCUCCGGAACUCGGGCCUCGCCCUCGUCGUCGUCGCAUAUGCUGCUGCGGCUCUCAUUAUCUUCAUUCCCCAGGUCCAUUGGUGGUUGUGUCCUCCAGCUGAGGACUACAUGCCCAUCAAGAUGUUUCCCCAUCACCCGUACAAGCCGCCGCCAGCCACUCCGCUGACGCGCUCGAUUUCCCGGCUCUUCCAAGAGUUUCUCACCUCCUCGACGGAAAUGUCUCCACAUCUCACGGGUCUCGUGGCGGACUGUCGCAUGCAGCACCAGAGACAGACGCAGCUCUUGCGCGAAACCGCUCUCGCUCACCACGGAGACGGCUCCGAAGCCUAUCGCGGCCCUGGCGGGUCUUUACCCGACAUGCGCGUGCGCGGUCGGAGCUACGGCAGCAACGACGGAAGCGACAUCGCUCGCCGGCCGGUUUCUGCGAAACCCUCCAAGUCUUAACUCACGAGGUCGGCUGGAUUCGCCACAUGACUCUCUCCAGACGCAUCUCGAAACAAAAACAAGCGCAACUGGCUUUUUCCGUUCUCUUUCGGAUUGAGAAUUUGCCUUUGUGCUGACGUGCGUUUUUUCGGUCCCCCUUUCUCGUGUUGUAUGUGGUUAUUUGGUGAAGGGGGUGCCGCGUUGGUGCAUGAGGUUAAAGAGAGGCGUUUAGAGAGCUUCGAUUGUGGUUUGGAAAGGCGACUCGCGUCUGCCUCUCUUUUCUCCAGACAGCUUCUCCUCGCUGUCUAUUUGUGGAGGCCCCGUCCGAGAGGUCCCACAAGCUGUGUCGGCUUCGAUGCAGGUAGUCUGCAAACCUUACAAAUCAUCGGCCGCCGUCCGGUUUUACAACGUACAGCCGAUACGUAUUUGUAAGAUGUUUCAGAGACGCACGCGUAGUUUUUUCUGUGUCAAGGUGUUUAGCUGCUUAGGGCGGCAGAGAGUGCUCUAGAUUCAGAGGGAUACAUAAACAGCCGCUCGGGUGUGGCUGUCACCGACACCCGGCAUGCAUGCAUCCAUGCAUCCACCUUUUGGCGUACGCACGAGAACAAGUUGCGUAAAACGUAUUUGUCUCGGCGUGUUCGGAUAUACAGUGGGACACAGGAGGGAGGAUGUGAAUGGAAUGAGCUGUCUGGCAUUAAAAUGCGACAGACCGCGCGUGAGUCACAACAGUUCCUUGCGGGAUCAGCUGCAGCGAAGCCGCCUGCGAGUCUGCCAGAGCUUUUUGCCGUUUUUGCCUUUGCGAAUGGACGCGAGAAUGUCCGUGUUUGCGUAACGCACAGCGACUGGAGACAGUGAAAAGGCAACCGGAUAUCGCGCUGCUGCGGUUCCACAGUCGCCGCAGCGUGAAACGCUUCUCGUCUCUGUUUCAGUCUCCGGUCUCCCGUUUGCUCCAACCUGUAACCUUACUUUUGGCACAGCGGUAGCAUGCAGCGUUGUUUUGAAUUCCUGCAAAGGCUUUCGUUCUUCGCAUUCCCCGGGUUCAUCCCCUCCGUGAAUCACGCUUUGCAGACUCGGCAACGGAAGCUCGGCGCCGAAAGGCCGCCAAGCCGACAGAGUUGGCCAUGGGGAACGAAACCAGACGGAAACGGUUCUAGUGUACGCAGCCAGAAGGAGGCUGUUUUCAUUGUAUAGAUGCAGUGCACGCAUGUACGUGGGGUAUGUCUGUCGAGUUUUCAGACCAUCACGGAAGGCAGCAGGGGCGUUCCUUACAAAUACCAUUCGGCAUCUCUUGUGGACAAUUUAUUUGUAAUGGUUUCGCUGCGCUGGUCAUUCCAGAGGAAUAUAUAAGCGCGGUGUGAUCAACAUAUGACAUUUCACAAAAAUACACUUCCAUGACACCCUUGCCAUGGAGACAAAACUCAUGUGUUCCCACGCCCACAGCUCCCGGCUGUCGCCUGAAAGGUUACAACG